This is a messenger RNA of Saccharomycodes ludwigii, 1419 nucleotides long. RefSeq names its product Tms1p (gene TMS1). The record is from RefSeq and is a predicted model, not a curated record. NCBI's taxonomy places the organism in Eukaryota, Fungi, Ascomycota, Saccharomycetes, Saccharomycodales, Saccharomycodaceae. The coding region runs from base 1 to 1419 and encodes 472 amino acids. The transcript has a single exon. Gene Ontology annotation, cellular component: membrane.
AUGGGUGCUUUAAUAUCAUUGCCAAUAACUGCCACAACUACUUUUGUAUCAUCCUUUCUAGGAUCGACUAUUUCAAACUUAUUUCAUUCAAUAUUUGCUUCCAACAUUUUGGGAGCAAGGUUAAUAUAUGCUCUAUUAUUAAUAUUAAAUUCGGUAGUUUCAUGGGUAUCCAUGUCAACAAACCAUUCCAUUUUAUACCCCUCAAAAACUUGUCAAGGUUUAGAAUGUGGUGUUUUUUCAGUUUAUAGAUUAAAUUUUUCAUUAGGUUUAUUGCAUUUAAUUUUAUUUUUGGUCCUGCUCAUUCCAGGAAAUGGCAACAGUGGUGGCAGUGGUGGAGCAUCAUUUUACAAAAUGAAAUUACAAAACUCUUUAUGGUCAUUAAAAAUAAUUAUUUGGGGUUUCACAUUGUUUAGUUCAUUUAAAUGGAUGAAUAAUGACUUUUUCAUUUCUUUUGCAAAAUAUAUUAGUAUUCCCAGUGGGACUCUGUUUAAUUUGAUUGGAUUGGUGCUACUCGUAGAUUUUGCUUACGAGUUUGCAGAGGUUUGUUUAUCCAAUAUCGAAAAAGAUGAUGAAACAAGUUCAUUCUGGAAGAAAUUGUUGGUUUGCGGUACAGCAUCGAUGUAUGUGUCUACCUUGAUUAUGACGGUUGCCAUUUUUGUUGUUUUCAAUGGGGAAGAUUGUAAUAUGAAUAAAACGGCAUCAAUUAUAAAUGUAAUUUUGAAUAUCUUGGUUUCUGUAAUUUCUGUUAUGCCCAAGGUCCAGGAAUAUAAUUCUAAGUGUGGAUUGGCUCAAAGUGCAAUAGUUAGUUUAUAUUGUACUUAUUUAACACUAAGUGCAAUGGUUAGUGAGCCGGAUGAUAAAAGAUGUAACCCAUUAAUCAGAUCGGCCGGUACCAGAAGAGCCAGUGUUAUUUUGGGCGCAAUUUUUACUUUUGUUGCAAUUGCAUACACUACUACCAGAGUAGCAGCUACAUCGAUGUUUACAGCUGGUAACUCUCAUAAUUCAGGUAUUUAUUUAGGUGGUGAUGAUAAUGAUUUGUUAUAUUCUGCUAAUGAGCGUAAUGAAUUGAGGGUUCAGGCUUUAAGGGAUGCAGUUGCUGAAGGUUCGCUACCUGAAAGUGUAUUACAUGAUAUGGAAGUGGGAAACACUGAAGAACAAAAUAACUCUGUUGGUGAAAAUGGAUCAUCUUAUGACUAUUGUUUAUUCCAUGUGAUAUUUUUUUUGGCUACUCAAUGGAUAUCCAUAUUGUUAACUGUUAACGUUCAACAAAAUGAUAAUGGUGAUUUCAUUCCCGUGGGCAGAACAUAUUUUUAUUCUUGGGUUAAAAUAAUAAGUGCUUGGGUCUGUUAUGGUCUAUAUAUAUGGAGCAUGAUUGCGCCAAUGUUAAUGCCAGAUAGAUUUGAUUAUGAUUCUGAUUAA